Molecule: messenger RNA, 6167 nt
Organism: Sarcophilus harrisii (Tasmanian devil)
Lineage: Eukaryota; Metazoa; Chordata; Mammalia; Dasyuromorphia; Dasyuridae
Gene: LMO7
Product: LIM domain 7
Exons: 33
Coding region: 110-5431 (1773 amino acids)
Biological process (GO): regulation of cell adhesion; regulation of signaling
Molecular function (GO): protein binding
Source: RefSeq, a predicted model, not a curated record
UAGAGCACCUGGUGGGAGGAUAAGGAGCUGGGCUCAGUUUCUAGGCUGCUCGCGGUGGGUGCUGGUAGGAAUAGUCCAAGGCUGGCCUGCCGGAUCCUAGGUUACAGUCAUGGAAGGGAGAGAGGAUGCGGAGUCCAACUGUGAUGUAGCAUUCGCUGAAGCUCAGAGAUGGGUGGAGGCAGUUACUGAGAAAAACUUUGAAAACAAGGAUUUUCGAGCAUCUCUAGAAAAUGGUGUCCUGUUGUGUGAUUUGAUCAAUAAGCUUAAGCCUGGAAUCAUUAAAAAGAUCAAUCGUUUAUCUACACCAAUAGCAGGUUUGGAUAAUAUAAAUGUUUUUCUAAAAGCGUGUGAAAAGAUUGGAUUGAAGGAAGCUCAGCUUUUCCAUCCUGGAGAUCUACAGGAUUUAUCGAAUCGAGUCACGGUCAAACAAGAAGAGACUGAUAGAAGAGUAAAAAAUGUUUUGAUUACCUUGUAUUGGCUGGGCAGGAAAGCACAGAGUAACCCUUACUAUAACGGGCCUUACCUUAAUCUGAAAGCAUUUGAGAACCUUUUGGGACAAGCUCUGACUAAGGCACUUGAAGACUCCAGCAGUCUGAAAAGGAGUGGCAGGGACAGUGGCUACGGAGAUAUUUGGUAUACUGAACGUGGAGAAUUUCUUAGUCCUUCAGCCUACCACAAAAGAGACGAUUCCUUUGAUAGUUUGGAUUCUUUUGGGUCUAGGUCAUUCACAAGCUGUUCAUCAGAUUUAACUCUGAAAGGAGGCAGUGAAGGUUGUGAGAGUGACACAGAUUCUGAACUCACAUUCAAAAUGCAGGAUUAUAACAAAGAUGAUAUGUCCUAUCGAAGGAUAUCCGCUGUUGAGCCCAAAUCUGCUUUACCAUUCAAUCGUUUUUUACCCAACAAAAGUAGACAGCCAACCUAUGUGCCUGCACCACUGAGGAAAAAAAGACCAGACAAGAAUGAGGAUAAUCGAAGAAGUUGGGCGAGCCCUGUAUACACUGAAGCUGAUGGAACCUUCUCAAGUAAACAGAGGAGGAAAUGGGACUCUAAAGUGGAAAACAGGCCAGCAAUAAAAGAAACUUCAAACUCCUCUAGCUAUUUGGAGGAGGAAGAGGAAGAGGAAGAGGAAGAAGAUGAAAAAGCAACAGGCAUGCCAAACAUUGUAAAGGAUGAUCUUUAUGUGCGCAAGCUAAGUCCAAUAGUGCCCACUGCAGGAAGUGACUUUGAUAAGUUUCUUCCCAAAAGUUGGAUUCCAGAAGAUGUGAAUUGGAAAAGAAUUAAAAAGACAACUUCUUACAAGCCAUGGUAUAAGGAAUUUCAGGGAUUCAGAAAGAAUUCAGACUCAGAAGAUGAGAAUUCAGUCUGUGAACAAAAUCCUGCCACUUUUAGUAUGGCACAGAGAGCAGGGCAAGGUUCAGAGAGCAAUUGCCAAAGACGGUCAAUCUUGAUGGAUCUCGCUACUAAACAAGCCCCCAAAUCAUGGAACAGAAAUACAGAAAAGAGAUUCAGUGAUGCUUCUGAUGGAUCAAGUCAGUUUUUAUUACUUCAGGCCUUACAAACAUAUUCUGAUGACAUCUUGUCUGAUGAAACAAAGACUAAAGUUGAUCCCACUUCUGGCCCAAGGAUCAUAACAUGCCGAAGGAAUGUCUUUUAUGCCCCGGGUUACAGAAGAAAUGAUACUGAGAAUGGAGUAUUAGAUCCUGACUUAGAAAAUGAUGAUUACUUUGUUAGGAAGACUGGGGCUUUCCAUGCGAAUCCUGUUGUUCUUCAAACUUUUGAAGAUUUUAGAAGAUUUGCUGUACCGGAUGAUUUCAUAGAGAGAGAUAUUAUUCUGCAACAGAGAGAAGGUGAACCUGUACUUCCAGAUUUAGAAAAAGAUGACAUGAUUGUUCGCAGAAUUCCAACACAGAAGAAAGAUGUGCCUUUAUCUGGAGCCCCAGAUAAAUAUCACCCAGUCCCCUUUCCAGAACCUUGGACUCUCCCACCAGAAAUCCGAGCCAGAUUUCUCUGUGUACUUGAAAGGACAUCCCCAUCAAAAGACAAAAAUAAUAGCUGUAGAGUAUUAGUUCCCUCUUCUUGUCAAAAAAAGGAUGAUAUGUUGACUCGUAAGAUUGAGUCCUGGAAGCUAGGAACAACUGUACCAUCCAUCAGUUUUACUCCUGGGCCAUGCAGUGAAGAGGACUUAAAAAAAUGGGAGGCUAUCCGAGCAGCCAGCAAAGUUAGGCACAAGAAACGACAGAUGGUUGAGAGACUCUUUCAAAAGAUUUCUGAUGAGAAUGGGAGCAAAUCCUUGAGUGAUAUCACUGCAGAAGAUGUACACAAUAUGCGCCAACUACGCUAUGAAGAAAUGCAGAAAAUAAAAUCACAAUUGCAAGAACAAGACCAGCAGUGGCAGGAUGACCUAGCAAAAUGGAAAAAUCGUCGAAAAAGCUAUACUUCAGAUCUGCAAAAGAAAAAGGAAGAGAGGGAAGAAAUUGAAAAGUUGUCUCUUGAGAGGUCUCAGAGGAGCUCAAAAACAUUUGGAGAAAUUCUUCAGGACCGGGAAAUCAGAAACCAAGAAACCAACAGUCAUCGUUGGAAAACAUUUGAUUCUGAGAGAAUGUAUUCUAAUGAUGAGAUAUUCAAUGAAGCAAAAAUGUCUCCUGUGCCAACUUUGACAAGAGAAAGUUACCUGAAUGAGGGGAGAGAGAAGGAAGUAACUUAUAGUUCAGAAAGGAGUAAAGAAGAUUCUUCAAACCUUCCAAAGAUGGAGAACUAUGAAACAGCUGAAAUUCAAGUUCCUUCUCAAAGCCUGACAGAGAAACAGAGCUCGGCCUCAGCUUUGUCUUCUAACCAUUCACUGAAUACACAAAUGGGACCUGCUCGGGUUUCAGCAUCUCUCCCCAGAAGUUACCAGAAAACUGAUACAUCUAGGUUAACAUCGGUGGUUACGCCAAGACCUUUUGGUUCCCAGUCAAGAGGGAUCUCAUCACUUCCCAGAUCUUAUACGAUGGAUGAUGCUUGGAAGUACAAUGGAGAUGUGGAAGUCACUAAAAUAAUUCCAGAAACUUCAAAAAGUAGCUCUUUCUCAAAAUCAGAUGACAACCAGCUUCACUCAAGCUCAGCCUUAACAAGUGUUGAAGAGGGAGCAAAAGAAAGUGAGAAGAAAACAUUACCUGCUACACCCUUGUAUUUGCCCAUUUCCCAGGAACAUGAGGCUUUCCCUAAAUCAGAACAACCUUUAACAUCAGACUCUUUACCAGUUUCUGGAUCUUUAGAAGGGAAAAAUUCUUCAUCACCUGAGCCUUCAAGGACAAAGGAUCAGUUCAGUGAUAUGAGAAUCAUUAUGAUCCACCGCCCUGGGAAUAGUGAUCCUGACUUUGGAUUUACAGUAAGAUGGGAUAUUUCUGGAAUCAUCGUGCAAUCAGUUGAAGCAGGUAGCCCAGCAGCAUUAUCUCAGCUACAGGUAGAUGAUGAAAUUAUUGCUGUUAACAACACCAAGUUUUCAAAUAAGGACACAGAUAAAUGGGAAGAGAUCAUGGCUAAUGCACGAGAAACUGGAAACUUAGUUGUAGAUGUCAGACGUUAUGGAAAAAAUGACUGGGCCAAAGACCAACCUUCCCUGCCAUUUAUAAGGCAUAAAACCCUCAAUCUCACCAGUAUGGCUACCAAAAUUAUAGGUUCACCUGAAACUAAGUGGAUUGAUGCAACUUCUGGAGUUCACCAUACAGACAAGGCUUCAAAUCUUUCAAUAAGAAGCAAUUUCUCUGAAAGUCUUCAAAAUUCUAAUAUGGAAACAAAAGGAAUAAAUGGCAUAAGUGAUGAAAAUAGUUCUACUGAACCCAAAGCAUCUGAACCUAUUUCUUUGAAAAACUUAAAAAGGCGAUCACAAUUUUUUGAACAAGGAAGUUCUGAUUCUAUGGUACCUGAUCUUCCAGUUCCAACCAUCAAUGCUCCUAGUCGCUGGGCUUGGGAUCAAGAAGAAGAGAGGAAACGACAGGAAAAAUGGCAAAAAGAACAGGAUCGUUUGUUGCAGGAAAAGUAUCAACGUGAACAGGAAAAACUGAGGGAGGAAUGGCAGAGGGCUCAACAAGAGGCUGAGAAGGAGAACUCAAAAUACUUAGAUGAGGAACAGAUGGUAUUAAAUUCAAAUAGUGUUUCUCUCACCUCGCGUGAGCCUACUCUUGCCAACUGUGAAAGAAAUUGGAGAGAAGAAAUUUAUCCUUCAGAAAGGGAAAAAAACAGAGCAGAGGAGGAAGAAAGACUCCAUCAUGAAGAACAAAAAAGGAAAUUAGAAGAGCAACUUCUCCUUGAGAAAGAGAGGAAAAUAAAGGAACUGGAAGAAGUGCAACAGAAACAACGGGCAGAGUUAGAGGAACAGAAGCGACAGGCAGAGAUAGAGGAACAGAGGCGGCGGGCAGAGAUAGAGGAACAGGGGCGGCGGGCAGAGAUAGAAGAACAGAGGCGGCGGGCAGAGAUAGAAGAACAGAGGCGGCGGGCAGAGAUAGAAGAACAGAGGCGGCGGGCAGAGAUAGAAGAACAGAGGCAGCGGGCUGAGAAAGAGAAAGAAACAUCUGUGCAGAUAUAUCAGUAUAAAAGGCCUGUUGAUCCUUUUGAAGUAUCAAAGCGAGAAGAGUCAACAAAUCUACUUCCUAGUGACAGGGAUAAAUCAAGGUCUACUACUGAAUUAGAUCAGCCCACAAGUAGAAAUGGGAGUAAUAAAUAUUUCGACCGGAUUGGGAAUGUGGGCUAUUCACAGAAAAGUUCUCGAAAAGAGCAGACCACAUCAGAAGCUGAGAUGGAGAGACAACAAAUCCUUCAGGAAAUGAGGAAGAAAACCUCUCUCCAUAAUGACAACAGCUGGAUUAGACAGCGGAGUUCUAGUGUCACCAAAGAGCCCAUCUGCUUGCCCGGCAUCAUGAGAAGAGGUGAAUCUCUAGAUAAUCUAGAUUCCCCUAGAUCAAAUUCAUGGAGACAUGCCCCUUGGAUGAAUCAAUCUACAGGGUUUCAUACUUCUUCAUCUGUGCAAGACUUCAGUCGUCCACCUCCACAAAUUGUAUCUACAUCCAACCGUGCUUACAUGCGAAAUCCAUCUUCCAGUUUAGUACCUUCUUCUGUUGGGUCUAUACGAACUGGAUCUUUAUCAUCAGCACCUUCCCCAGCACCUCGAACACAAUCCCCUUCUACUACUCAGUCAGGGAUGCAGCAACGAAAUAGGUCAGUCAGUGGGAAGAGAGUAUGCUCCUACUGUAAUAACAUUCUGGGCAAGGGAGCGGCCAUGAUCAUCGAGUCUUUGGGGCUUUGUUAUCAUUUACAUUGUUUUAAGUGUGUGGCCUGUGAGUGUGACCUCGGAGGCUCCAGCUCAGGAGCAGAAGUCAGAAUCCGAAAUAAUGAAUUGUACUGCAAUGAGUGCUAUCUCCGAUUCAAAUCUGGACAGCCAACCUCCAUGUGAAGUUAAUCUCCAUACGAAAGCACUGUUGCAGAUAGAAGAAGAGGUGGUUGCUGCUGGUGUAGAUCUAUAAAUAUAUAUUGUAUCUGUCUUUUUUUUUUUUUAAAAGAAAACCUUUUUUUUUCUAGAUUACAUAGGAACAUUUAUAUCCCUCAUGUUAACUUUUUUUUUUUUUUUUUUUGUUAUUUAUAAGAAGGUAAUCACGUUUUGGGAUAAGCACAGUAUUUACUUUUGAAUUCAGCAUAUUAAAAAGCACAAAGGAGAACAAACACUUAACAAUAGUAAUUUCAAAAUAUUUUUGAGACUAAUAAUUCACAUCUAGCUUGACUUUCCAAUGGUAUAUGAAGAGGAUGUUUUUUGAAAGAAAGAAUACUCUUAAACAUUAUUUGAAAUAGUUAAUUUAAAUAUAUUUGUAAUGGCUGACCUUAUUUGUAAUGUAUACCAGAAAAUAAGCAAUUCAGACCUAUUAAUAUUUGUUUUCUGUAGUCUGGUUUUCUAACUUGCCUCCCAUUUUGAUUUUUUUCAUAUACAAUAUACUUUUUUUUUUUUUUUUUUUUUUUUUGAUGAGGGGGUCUUGUGUAUUUGCAGAUCCGAGGAUUUAGUUUUGACCAAUUCACUCUUAAGAGUUUCUUCUCUUCACUAAGAAAAUGUAACUGUGGCUUGUUUUUCCCCCAGAGAGCUAGUAUAUUUCUUUAUUGUUUCAACUGCAUUUGUAAAUAAAACUUAUUGAUGCAUUUAA